AGUCUUGUUGUAAUAAUGUAAUGUAUAAUGUAGGUCAUGUUACUGAAGAAAACAAUCGUAUUUUUUAUUAUUAUGUACAAAUGUCCGCGCGUCUUUUGACGUGACAAAACGCGGACACGCAUACAUAAUAAUAGCAUAGUUUUUAUUUAAAAUAAAACUUAAGAAUUAUGGUUAUAAUAUCAGUUAAUUUAUUGGAGUAAAUAGAAAACGGAUUUGUGCCAGAGACCCGUCGUCGCUAUCGCUAUAUUAUACAUUUACGCUGUGUGUUGUGUGCACCUAUGAUCGUAGAAUUUGUUUUCUUAGGUACUAUAUAGACAUAUAGUAUUAUCGCAAUAAUACAAAUUUAUACAUAACAAAAACAAAAAGCGAUGUUGGCAUUUUUCAACGUUUUUUUUUAGUUAAAUUCUAAUGGCAUACACCGCCUACGACACGUAAUGUGUAUGUGAAAUACAAUGAGCGGUCUCUUUAAAAAAAAAAAAAGUAUUUACUAUAAUAAUUUUAAUCUUUAUUAUCAUCAUCGACGUACAAGAAUACUGUACAGAGGUCCCCAGUUUAUGUCUAAUGCCGUCACAGCAUCUCGAAUGUUGCCUAAUUCGUGUCUACUGUCCGAUGGUCGGAAGUAAAGGGUUGUACGAGGUCCUGCAGGGUUUUUGGUACGUGCUGCGCAAGUGGGUCGGCGUUAGUUCGUUUGAAUGCAAGCGACCAAUAGUAGUUUAGCACGUGCGGUUUAUUCUUCCUUAUUGCACAUCACGGACGAUGACACGUACCGCGCGUUUAUAUACAUACACUGCACUCACAAUACGACGCAUCGUCGACGGAGGGCGUAAGUAUUCGGUCCUUGCGAAGGGGUGUAAAACUCUUCGUCCGAGUACCGCUAAGGGCUGGGAUGAGAGAAGACGAUAAUAUGAUUGUAAUAAUAAUAUAUACGCUUACAGUGGUUGAUGUGCAUGUAAAUAUAUACAUAUUUAUAGUAAGCGAACCGAGGGCUUGUGAUUACCCAACGUGCAUGUUACGAAACUACGCGAUAUAUCCACAUGCAGUGCCGAUACCCUCUUUUUUAAAUUUUGUUACCUACUCGCUAUUGUAUAUUAUAAAUUAUUACGUAUCAUGGGGAGUCGUUUGUCGUAUUGGAUUUUUGAUUUUUCUGCUGCAAUAAUAAAUAGGUGUAUCUCACGUUUGAAACAUUCGAAUAUAUAAUAAUAUGACGUAUUUAUAUUGCGUCGAUAUACUGCGAUUGAUGUAAUUGAUGUAUUUAUUUACGAUUGCGUGUGUAAUAAUACGCCGCGACACUUGGUCUUCACGUUAGUAAGAUAAUAAAUUUCGAAAAUCGAAUCGAUCAUCAUCCCCCACUGCAGUCUUUAUUACUGUAAGCGCCUCGCAGUGCAUGCGUGUCGGGUAAUAUUACGAGACGUAAGCCAUCGCCGUCGGUUAUUAUGUUGUAUUUUGACCAGAGUCCGCGCAAACUGCUCUAGAAAACAGUGGCGUAGGAGUAUAUAUAUGAGUAUACAGUCGCACAAGGGGGGGCCCACGCGUCGUCCUCUGUUUAGGACGCGACCUACGCGCGAAACGCUCCCACAAUUUACGCCCACUUACGCCCACACAUCGACAACAAUAAUAAUAUAAUAACGCUUAAAUUUGAAAUAAUUGUCGUCUUUGUAAUUUUUACAUGUAUACACGUUUUGUGAAAAUCGGCCUGACGUGUAUUCGUGUGUGUUGUGUGUCGCAGUAACUGCAGUAUAUACGUAUCGUGUGUCACCGCGUCAAUGAGAAAUAUCCAGUAAAUAGUUCACCGAAUACGAUAGGUUUAACAGUUAACAAGCUUCCGAUUGAAUUCUCGUUUGAACAGUUAUACGGUCGAUUUGAUAAUUAUAUAUUUAUAAGUCGCUAGCGCCAGGGAUGCUGCGAAACAGAAAACUGCGUACUGGGUCGUACAUGUAAUAAUAAAAACACCCGUUACCUACUCUAAUAUUGCUGCGAUGUUGUCCUAAAACCUUAUUGAUUCUUAUUUGUGUGACGGGGUGGUGUAUGUUUGACUAACGGGCGGUAGGGGGGUUGAUGUCAAAGUAGUGGUGGCGGCGGCAGUUGCGGUCGAUGGCCUCUGCGUGAUAUUUGAUGUGUGUGUGUGUGUUGUCUGUGUGUGUAUAGAAAUCGAAAUGACGUCGCGAUUCACGGUCAUCGGAAAACACGAAAGCGGUGGUGGCAGAUCGGGUGGUUAACCUGUUGGCUCGGAGAGCAGCGCCCGCGUAGCAACAGGUAGCAUAUAUACACAUAGACACGAGCGCGCGCGCGCUUUCCUCUCUACCGCUCUCUCUGCCGUGUUUCUGCGAAAACUACCCUUGUCUUCGUACGUUUUACGCGCGCUUGUCGUAUUUUAUCGAUUACAUUAUACUAUAUCGGCAGCGGUAGCUCUGGCGCAGAGCACACUUGACUGACCCAAUGUCAAGGACGACCGACCGCCCCUCUCCGCGUCGUGAUAAUAUAUCAUAUUUUAUAUAUAUAUAUAUAAUACUCCUACAUCCCGCAGUUCAUGUGGCGCCUCAUAAGUCCGUUCGAUUUAAUAUUUUCCCCGUUUACCACCCCCAUCGCCGCCGCUUUUAUAGUAAUAUAUUUAUAAGUAGUAUUUUUGUUGUCCGUAUAGCGCUCGCUAUAUAGUACGCUAGUAAACACUUAUAUACGCAUAAAUACAUCAUGCACUCUGUAACUUGAUAUCGCUGUAGUAUAUCGACGGGUGGCAGCGCGAGAGCAACUCGCACGCGUCUCUUUAGUUUUACUGCUCGUCGCUAAAAUAAUAUAUUUUUUACUUCACGAAUACAUAAUAAUUGUCUUCGUGCAACAAUAUUUUAUUAUAGUAUAUUACCGUUUUUCACCUUACUUAACGUUUUGGUGCGUUUUUCGAUCCGUCGUAAAUUGCAUUUCGAUCUUCGCGAUGUACGUAUAAUAUUAAUAUGUAGUUUUGUAGAUCAUCGUGUUGAUAGUCUUUUACAAAUGUACAUCACGUCAUCGGAAAUCUUGCAGACUUUUCCAUCGUCGUGUGUGGUAAUAGCCAGUCGCCACCGUGUUUGUGCGCUUGCGUCGUUUUGCGGUGAUUGAACGUACGUUCGAUUAGCUGCACGAAUGACUAUGGCUGAGGUAGAAAUGGAGCCGCCGACAGACAGGGCGAGCCGGUCGACGAUCUACAAGACCAACAACAACCAUCCGCUGGCCACGAACAAUAACAACCAUCUGCACCACGUUCCCAGCGCGCGUCCCGUGGUCGUCAAGCACAAAAAGCGGAAACGCCUGAACCAAGUGUUGGACAGGUUAGCGGGCCAGGCUACUUCGCCCAACAACAACAACAACAACAGUAAUCAUAAUAACAACAACAACAACAUCGAAAUCGAUGUCGUAGCCGUGAAAGAAGAAGAGCCGGAGAUCAAGGAGACCGACGGAUCGGUGACGGCCACGGUAGUGGUGGACAGCGGCCACGUGUCCAACGGCGUCGGGUACGAAAGCGACGAGUCGCUGCGGAGGUCCUCGUGCAAAGACAGCUACGAGGAACCGUUCAGCCCGGCCGGUUCGUCUUCGUGCAACCGGUCGCCGCGCAGCUCUCACACCGACUCGCCGUUCAGCCCGAACCGGACGAGGCCGGACGACCCGCCGGCGCCGCAUCUACAGCAGCCACAGUUUCACCCGGCGCCGCUGUUACCGCCACAUCCGCUUCACCACUAUCUCAAGUACCCGAAGUGCGAUUGCCUGUUCUGCGGCGGCGACGGCACCUCGCCGCCCCGGCACCCUCUACCGCCCAUGCCGCCACCGCCGUCGCAGCAGCACCUCAACCACCUGCAGAACAGCAAGAACUCAUCGCAGCAACCGCCCGUCACGCCCAUGUCGCCGGCAUCGCUGUUGGCCGGUUCCAUGUACACGUUCGAACACUACCUGCACACCAAGUACCUGCCCGACAUAUUCCGGAAGCGGCGGAGCCAUUCCGAUUCCGAUGUUCCUAUGUGGUUCGAAGCGACCAAAGCCGAACACUGCAACAGCGGUGGCGGCGGCGGCGUUAACGACGACUCGACCGCUUCGACGGCCGCUGCCGUCCGGGUGACCACGUCGGCGACCGGUACCGGCAGCCGGAGGGGCAAGAGGCCGUUUUCGGUGCCGCAUCCCUUGGACAAGCCGGCUCGGAAAAGGGGCCCGGCGUCCUGUAGGUCUUCCGCGCCUCCGCCACCGCCGCAACCGCCCCAAGACUUGCCGCUCGACCUGUCCAUGAAGAACGGAUUCUGGCCGUUCGCCGCCCCCGAACCGCCGGCGGUCGAACCGUCCGUCUCCACGGCCGUGGCGGCCAACGCCGCCGCGACGACGCCGUCACCUCCGCUACCGCCGGCCACCGCCUCUUCCGCCGGCACUCCUCCUACGACGUCGGUCGUGUCGGUGGGCUACUACAGCCGGCCCGGCAGCGCGGGCGGUUACACCGUGCCGGUGGUCAAGGGCGACGUGGCGUCGCGCACCACCAAGGCUUCGGUGGCCGUCCGGUACAACCUGGAAGUGUCGCCCGUCGUCGAGGAGAUGCCCGUCGGCUCGGACGUGGCGUACGUGUGUCCGGUGUGCGGACAGAUGUUCAGCCUGCACGAUCGGCUGGCCAAGCACAUGGCGUCCCGGCACAAAACGUCGGCGUCGGCGUCGUCGUCGUCGGCCGGCACCGGGACGGCGGCGAACUCGUCGUCGUCCGAGAACGGCGGCGGCGGCGACUCGUCCGGCGGCGCGGCCAAGGCGUACCCGUGCGAGGUGUGCAACCGGUCGUUCGCGCGCAGCGACAUGCUCACCCGGCACAUGCGACUGCACACGGGCGUCAAGCCGUACACUUGUCGCGUGUGCGGCCAGGUGUUCUCGCGGUCCGACCACCUGAGCACCCACCAGCGCACGCACACCGGCGAAAAACCGUACAAGUGUCCGCAGUGUCCGUACGCCGCGUGCCGCCGGGACAUGAUCACCCGGCACAUGCGCACCCACUCCCGGUACGAGAUGGUCUCGUCGUCGUCGGCGUCCGGUGCCGCUGCCAUGGCGGCCGCGCUGGGCCUGGACCCGCCGUCGCCCACCUCGCCCACCGGCGGCCAACUGUUGCUGUCCCCCCCGCUCGAGGUCCUCUGCAAGUCCGAACCGCAGUAGCGGUGCUGCAGUCUUUAGUGCACCGCAGUGCGGACGGUCUUAUUAUUAUUAUUAUUAUUAUAAUGUUAAAACGUAUCACUUUUGUAACAAUAUUUUGAUAGUAAAUAUAAAAUGUGUUUAUAAUAUUUAUUAAAUUGUACAUCGUAGCCGAUAAUUUUAUUAUUAUUUGUAUAUGUAAAUUAUAAUCUUAAGAACAAUACACACACACACACACACACACACAUAUACACACUACAAACGUGCGUGCGCACACAGCUUUUUGUCAAAACCAAAGAUAAAAUAAUAGUAAGUCUAUGCGCAUGUAUAGGUAAUAAUUAUUUUUAAUUAUUCGUUUUCCUGAAUGAUUAAAUUUUUUUCGUAUAUAGGUACAUCAUACGUGUAUUGAUUAUAAUAAUAUAUAAUCGCGUAAUACUUUGGUAUUAUGUUAUUAUUAUUAAUAUUAUCUAUACAUAGUGAUUUCUCGUGUAUAGUAUAUAUUUUUUGUUUCGUACACCGACAAUCAUCGUCGUUGCGUAAUUUUCGUAUACCAACACGAACGUCGUCAUACGCGCGUCGUAUUUAUUUUUUUCUACUCUAGUUAUUUUUCAAAUAAGUGUAAACAGGGUGUGUGUUACUAUUAUUUUGUAUAUAUUAUUAUGUAUUAUGUACCGCGACGUGCCAUCCUACGUAAGUUUGUUUUUUUAUUACCAAUUUUUUUUUUCGUUUUUGUACCAUUGUUAUCGUCGCCGCGAGAUUUGCCGAUUUGGUUUUCGAUACAUUCUGGUCGUCCAGCUGCAGACGCUACAGUCAUCCGUCAUUAUUCGUAAAAUGCUGGUAUUGUUUUUUUUUUUUUUUUGUUCGCGCCGAAGCGAAUAUUUGCUCAAAUUUAAUAACGAUAUCCCCUAUUUACCUGAUUACGGGAAAUAACAUUUCGCGUCUAACGGGGAAAAAAAAUUAUCGUGAAAUCCUUAUACGAAGCGACUGUUAUUAUUAUUAUAUUAUUAUAAUUAUUAUUAAUUUUUUUUUUUGUAAUGAAGCGUGCUCAUCAUCCAGUAAAAAAACAGUUUUUUUACUCACACGCUCUUUUCGACUAUCAUCUCAAUAAAAAUUAGCCGGAUGAACAAAAAAAAAAAAAAUCGAAAAUUCUUUAUUGAGGAAAUCGCAUAUCUUUUGAAUUUUUUUCUUUCCAAACGAUUAUCACCAGUAUACAACGUCAUAUCAUAAAUAUUAUUUACGGACGAUUGAAUUAUUUUUAAUAUAUAACGCUAUUUUUAUUGUAAUAUUAUAUAUUAUUAUACAAAACGUGCAUGAUGUGAUAGAAACGAAAUGUUAAAACCGUCGUGAGAUUGUUAAACGGAAAACGGUAAAACAGGGACAUAUUAUUUUUAUUUGUAUAAAAUAUACCUAUUUAUGUUUAUAUAUAUAUAUAUAAUAUAAAUCGUAUUUAUUUCUAUUCAAACCGUAAAUAAUAUCAUUUGAAAACUGUAAUAUUUUUUUCAUCGCAAUAGUGAACGACGUAAAAAGAUUGUCCGUGAAAAAAACUAAUUAUAAAUUUUAUAUUUCCCAUUACAAUGUAAUAUUAUAACACUAUAUUUAUGUACCUAUGAAUAUAAUAUAUUUAUAUAAUACUCUAUGUAUAACGUACGCAACGCACCUGUGAACAAUUUUUGUAUUUUCGAAUAUGUACUGGUACAGCGUAGUAAUAGUAGUUAUGUGUCGUCCUAUAUCCGUGUAUGUCUAUUUUUAUUUUUACUAAAGUGCGAUGUGCGAACCUCGUCGUCAUAAUUAUGUUAAGCUUUGCUCAAAUCCAUGUUUUAAGAAGACCAACAGAAAUCGUAUGAAUUACAACGCAACGUUGUUUUCUUAUCGGUUUUUAAUAUAUUUUUUUUUUUUAAUGAACAAUUUUUUUUGCAUAUCUGUGUACCAUCGUAAAAUCGUUACUCGUUUAUAAUAUUAUAUGAACCUAAUAAUAAUAUUAUGUCUGUACCGCUCUGUAUUUGUUUACGCGAGACGAAAUUGAAAAAAAAAAUUCUAUUAAAUAUAUUUAUAAGAAAAAAAUA
Messenger RNA from Aphis gossypii (cotton aphid), 7181 nucleotides. It is a transcript of the gene klu, whose product is annotated as early growth response protein 1. The coding region runs from base 3115 to 5142 and encodes 675 amino acids. Gene Ontology annotation, biological process: regulation of transcription by RNA polymerase II. The transcript is spliced from 2 exons. Gene Ontology annotation, molecular function: RNA polymerase II cis-regulatory region sequence-specific DNA binding; DNA-binding transcription factor activity. The record is from RefSeq and is a predicted model, not a curated record. Lineage: Eukaryota; Metazoa; Arthropoda; Insecta; Hemiptera; Aphididae.